AUGCCUUCCUCAACAACAAGUUCGACUGCUGGUGCGGCUCUUUGUGGCUUUGAAGUCAUUCUCAUUGCAAAAAUGCUUUCAGUCUUUGUGGUCCUCGGAGUGGUCUCCAUCUCCAACAGUUUUCUAGUAGACUCGGACAUCCCCAAGCAUCACUUAUUCUACAUCUUUGGAACCUGCUAUUUUGGACUCUUUAGUCUCAUCUCAUUUUUGCUCUUGCAUUCCACUGGUGCUGCUGACGCUGGAAAUCUCAUUCAGACGGACCAGAAGGAUCAAGAAAACCCACCGUCUGCCGCUGCUACAUUUGAUUCAGGCCUCGACAUGUGCCGGAAUGCAUUUCUCAUGAUGGGAAAGAACGGAGAAACACAAGAAUUGACGGAGAAAAUCCAGGCCAUGGAUCUUUUGACAAAGGAAUUCGUUCAGCUUCAGUCUAAUUUUGCCAACGAGGGAAUCCUUCUACACCACAGCGACAUUUGGAUCAACACUUUUUCCUUCUUGGGUGUCGGGCAUUACGCCUACGUGGCGGGUGUGAACAAACGCAUGAAGGAAGUCUACCUGCAAUAUUGUGCAACGGCAGAAGACUCGCCACAGUUGAGGCGGCCUGAAUGGCGCGCCGCUGAGGCGACAGACACUACAAGUGGUGCUGCAUUUUCCAGUGUGGCCUGUGCUGAAUACUGGGAAAAGGAUAUCUCCGAUACCAAAACGCCAGAUCCUGAUAAGGUUUGCGACAGCAUUGCCAAGGCUGGGAGUCUUGCAGUAAUUCAAUGGGCACGCGAAAAAGGAUAUCAGUGGAAUGAACAUACAUGCACCGUGGCUGCAGGCAAGGGGCAUCUGGACAUUUUGAAAUAUGCGCGCUCGCUUGGCUGUCAUUGGGACAGUGGGACUUGCUCUGCUGCAGCCAAAGGUGGGCAUUUGGAAACUCUGAAGUGGGCUCAUGACAAUGGAUGCCCAUGGCGUACGGACACCUGCCGUGAAGCUGCCAGUGAAGGCCACUUGGAAAUCCUACAAUAUGCCCGUUGGCAUGGCUGUCCUUGGGACGCAUGGACAUGCUUUUCAGCUGCACGACGUGGACACCUCCACAUUUUGAAAUGGGCUAUAGACGAUGGAUGCCCUUGGCACGCAGAAACGUGCACUGCAGCUGCCGGUGAAGGUCACCUGGAACUUCUAAAAUAUGCCAUUGAACACGGAUGUCCAUGGAAUGAACUUGAAUGCAGCCGCCAUGCUGCUUCUGGAGGCAAGGUCGAAGUAUUGAAAUGGUUACUCGAAAACGGCUGUCCAUGGAAUACGACUGCCCAAACAUGUUCUAGUGCCGCAAGAAGCGGUCACCUAGAAACUCUGAAAUAUGUACGUGAGAAUGACUCGCCCUGGGACGAACAAACCUUCGCCAGUGCUGCUGCUGCCGGAAAUCUCGAAGUGCUGAAGUGGCUUCAAGACCAAGGUUGCCCAUGGGAUGAACGUGCAUGUAUGGAUGCUGCUGAUAAUGCAGCUAUUGAAGCGUUGCAAUGGCUUCGAGACAAUGGCUGUCCCUGGGAUGCUCGCACGUGCGCAAGCGCCGCUGGCAUCGAUUUUGCAACAUUGAAGUGGGCUCACGAGAACGGGUGCCCCUGGGAUGCAAAGACUUGUGAGAUUCUUGCAGAAUCCAAUAAUCUGGAAGGUUUGAAGUGGGUUCGUGAGAGAGGAUGCCCAUGGGAUGAGCACACAGUUGAUGCUGCAUAUGAUUCUGGAUAUGAGGCAAUGAUGAAUUGGGCUAUUGACAAUGGAUGCCCUGUGAGUCCCUAUAUCCAAGCAAGACUGGACGGAAUUUUUUGA
Messenger RNA from Seminavis robusta, 1806 nucleotides. The record is from the annotation of a GenBank genome assembly. Lineage: Eukaryota; Bacillariophyta; Bacillariophyceae; Naviculales; Naviculaceae.